AAAAAAGAAAAGGAAAAAAAAUAAGAAGAAAGAAAGAAAUAAGAGGGUGAAAAUUGUGGAAGGCGCUCAAAUCUUUUGCAAGAAAGAAAGAAAGAAAGAAUGACGGAAGGGGAGAUGGGCAUUCCACAAUUGGAAUAAUCAAGCAGUUGACGAUGAAAGAGAGCAAGAAGAAGAAGACGAAGAGAUUGACGGAGGAGGAAAGUCCAACUCCUAGGGUAAUGGAUCCCAAAAUAGAACAAGGAAAGCAUCUCAGGGGGAAAGUGGAGCAAGUUGUUGGGUCUAUGAUUCUUAAUUUAGAGGAUGAUGAUGGGUCAACUGGAGUAACCAAUUUUGGUUUGGAUUACGCACUUGGAGCGGAUCCUUUGAGCAAUUCUGCAGCCAUUCGAGCGUUGCGUGCCAAUCCUGAAAGGGUGAAAAGGAGAACAAAAUCAAAACACAAGGUUGCAUAUGGUGAAGAAUGCAAGAGGGAUCAAAAUGAGAAGAACAAAACCAAAACAAAUAAUGAUGCUUUGAUUAAUCCUGAUUCAUUCAAUGUUGUAGGCAGUGGCAGGACUCAGAUGAAAAGUGAUAAGAAGGAAGAACCCAAUGAGACCACAUUUCCUGUGGGCACCGGUGAAGUUGAUGACAAAACCAUCCACAAGAGGAGCUAUCGCAGUAGCAGUCACCGUAAGAACUCUUUGAACUUAGGGAUGUCACCUGUAGUGGUUUCUCAUUAUUUUCAGGAAGACAAAGCUCCUGAUGGUCAAGAGAUGAAUGAGAAGGAAAAGAUUAAACUCGAUCACAAUGUUGAAUCAAAUAUUAAAUCAGUCAACUUAGAUGUGAGUAUACCGGAUCGGUCUAAUUCUUUGGCUCAUAUCAUUGAGAGCGGUGGCAAGAAGAAGAAGAAGAGGAAGAAGGAAAGGGAGGAGGUGGAAGAAGGAAGUCAAAAUAAGCAUUGUGGAAAAACUCGGCAAAUGCGCGUAACUUCUCCAUAUUUUCCAGAAUUAAUCGAAGAAAAGGACAGGCAUGAGAAAGAUAUGGAGUCUGUUGACAAAGUUCCUGAUGGUCUAGAGAUGACUGAGAAGGAAAAGACAAAAUUCAAUCACAAUGUUGAAUCAAAUAUCAAAUCAGUUAACUUAGAUGUGAGUGUACCGGAUCGGUCUAAUUCUGUGGCACCUAUCAUUGAGAGCAGUGGCAAGAAGAAGAAGAAGAGGAAGAAGGAAUGGGAGGGGGUGGAAGAAGGAAGUCAAAAUAAGAAUUGCAGAAAAACUCGGCAAAUGCGGGUAACUUCUCCAUAUUUUCCAGAAUUAAUCAAAGAAAAAGACACGCAUGAGAAAGAUAUGGAUCCUGUUGACAAAGUUCCUGAUGGUCUAGAGAUGACUGAGAAGGAAAAGACAAAACUCAAUCACAAUGUUGAAUCAAAUAUCAAAUCAGUUAACUUAGAUGUGGGUGUACCGGAUCGGACUAAUUCUUUGGCACACAUCAUUGAGAGUGGUGGCAAGAAGAAGAAGAGGAAGAAGGAAAGGGAGGAGGUGGAAGAAGGAAGUCAAAAUAAGAAUUGUGGAAGAACUCGGCAAAUGCGGGUAACUUCUCCUUAUUUUCGACAAUUAAUCAAAGAAAAAGACAGGCAUGAGAAAGAUAUGGAGCCUGUUGACAAAGUUCCUGAUGGCCUAGAGAUGACUGAGAAGGAAAAGACAAAACUCAAUCACAAUGUUGAAUCAAAUAUCAAAUCAGUUAACUUAGAUGUGAGUGUACCGGAUCUGUCUAAUUCUUUGGCACAUAUCACUGAGAGCGGUGGCAAGAAGAAGAAGAAGAGUAAGAAGGAAAGGGAGGAAGUGGAAGAAGGAAGUCAAAAUCAGCAUUGCGGAAAAACUCGGCAACUGCGGGUAACUUCUCCAUAUUUUCAAGAAUUAAUCAAAGAAAAAGACAGGUAUGAGAAAUAUUUGGAGCCUGUUGACAAAGUUCCUGAUGGUCUAGAGAUCACUGAGAAGGAAAAGACAAAACUCAAUCACAAUGUUGAAUCAAAUAUCAAAUUAGUUAACUUAGAUGAGAGUGUACCGACACAUAUCAUUGAGAGUGGUGGUAAGAAGAAGAAGAAGAGGAAGAAGGAAAAGGACGAGGUGGAAGAAGGAAGUCAAAAGGAGUGUAGCAGGAAUGAGACAAACAGGUUGGAAUAUGGUUCCGCUAUACUGGAAACUAAUUUUCCCAUUUUUGCCACUAACAGUAACCACAAAGAAGACAGUGGGGGUGUGUUCUUGUUGGACAAGUAUGAGGGCGAUGGCAAGAAUAGGGGAAUGGAUGAGGGCUGUAGCUCAAAGGACUUGAAUUUGGUGGUAAAUUUUCCAUAUCAUCAUAAGGGAGUUGAAGAAGAGAUAACUGAGGAGGAUGCGAAGAAGACUCAUCCCAAUUAUCCGAUCAAGGGGAAGAUUAAUACUUCUAAUCUGGGAAAUGAUGGAAAUGGUGCUGCAGUCAAUAUGGAUGCGAUUGAGGACUUGUUCUCUCAAUUUAUUUAUAAGGGCAGUAGAAACACAAACAGAAGUGAUGAUGUGCAUGACAUGGAUGUUCUGAAACCACAAAGUCUCCAUCCUCAUGUUGUGAAGGAUGUGGAAGAGGAAAAGGAUUUCAAGGAGGCCAAACAGAAGAAUACAGAACCUGACUGUGUAGUUAAGAAGAAGAUUGAUCAAUUCAUUAUCACCAAUGAGUGUGAAAGGGGUUGUGCCAGUGUAGAUGAGAAUGAGGGUCUGUUUGUACCACACAUGGAUGAAAAACUGAAAGAAGAAAAGGGACAAAGAAAUGAAACGGAAAUCAACAAGGUUAUGUCCAGUAGUAGAAGAAAGGAUGGGGAUGGUCAGAAGAAAGCAUAUGCAGAAGUUCGUGUGGGUUCUGGUUACUUUGAGACCUCAACAGGGAAAGAAAUGGCACUGAGUGAGGGGAAGCAUCUAAAAUCUAAAUCGUUAAAACCAUCCGCAAAGAAGUGUCCCAAAGUAGUGACAGUUUCCCCCUACUUCUAUAAUGAAUCAGCACGAGAGAAUGAUAUUUCCAACGCAUUCAAAAGUAAAGGUGAAUGCAAAGUAGUGAAAGUACUGCCUAAAAGGGCUCAAAGGGCAUCUGUGGAUAAACCUGUUUUAACUGCUGCCCAGAAACGAGAUGAGGCUUACCAAAGAAGAACUCCAGAUAACACAUGGAUUCCUCCACGGUCCCCUUUCGGUCUCCUUCAAGAGGAUCAUGCCCAUGAUCCUUGGAGGGUCAUAGUGAUAUGCAUGCUUCUCAAUCGGACAACUGGUUUGCAGGCUGGUAGAGUUAUAUUGGAGCUAUUCACUUUGUGUCCAAAUGCAAAGAUUGCUACAAAGGUUGCCACAAAAGAGAUUGAAAAGGUGAUAUGCACUCUAGGUUUACAAAAGAAGAGAGCUGUGAUGAUUCAGCGCUUCUCUUGCGAAUAUUUGGGAGAAAGCUGGACUCAUAUUACUCAGCUUCAUGGUGUUGGCAAGUACGCGGCCGAUGCCUAUGCAAUAUUUUGUACAGGGAAGUGGGAUGGUGUGAGACCCAUGGAUCACAUGCUAACUAAAUACUGGGAAUUUCUCCGCGGUAACAAUGUUACAUUGGGAUAGAUGUUUCUUCUUGUUACAGAGGAUUGAUUUUCUAGUUUCUGAGUCAUCAUAUAACUUAAGUUAUUCAGAUCUUUAGAUUAAUGCGUGUAGAUGGCAUCCAUGGGUAAAGGAAGGUUGGGUUUUUGUGUUUCUUCUGCAACGUUUUGGGAUGCAGCUUUUUGGUGGAAAUUGCUUAUUAUGAUGGAAGUCGCAGUUAUGAAAUUUUCUUGAUAAUUGCAAGAAUUCAGAGGUUGAAGUAAUAUUCCCUAGAGAUAUAUGACUGCAGUGAUAUUUCUUUUCAAUUUAGAUUAGAUUGUUGGAACAAA
Messenger RNA from Cornus florida, 3892 nucleotides. RefSeq lists its product as uncharacterized. The transcript is spliced from 5 exons. The record is from RefSeq and is a predicted model, not a curated record. Lineage: Eukaryota; Viridiplantae; Streptophyta; Magnoliopsida; Cornales; Cornaceae. The coding region runs from base 153 to 3587 and encodes 1144 amino acids. Gene Ontology annotation, cellular component: nucleus. Gene Ontology annotation, molecular function: DNA binding; catalytic activity. Gene Ontology annotation, biological process: DNA repair.